AUGUUGAAACUCGGCGUUGGAUUUCUGCUUCUUGUUGGGCAUUUGAGCCAUCACGCCAUGGCAUCCAACUGCACCUCAUCUUCCGCAACAGUCCACUGGCUCGGUGACAAACCAACGUACCAUGCUGGUGUGACUUUCGGUCUACCAUGGCCGCAAGGCAAACAUCGACCCCGAGAGAGUAUCUUCAGUCUGACCGGCGAUUCUGAAGACAAAUCAGAACUGCAAUCUUGGGUAACGGGCUACUGGGCCGACGGUUCCAUCAAAUGGACAGGACAUGCCAUUGCCGAAUCAAAUCAGAUUCAUGACAAAUACACUGUUACUGCAUCGUCUCUGGGCUGCGCCAGCACCUCGCCUUCGUCAUCAGUACCCAAUGCGACAAAUAGCUCUAUCGUUGUAACAGACAGUUCCGACGCGGUUACUCUCAACACGGGUGAGAUCACCGUCUCAUUUCCCAAGACAGGGAGCAUCAUUGUUGGUGAUAUCAAGACAAAGGGCGGCAAUAUCAUCGGUGCGAACGGAAGACUUGUCCUUCAAACUCAGGAUUCGGUGCCGGAUAAUUUCGACAACCGAGCAAAUUCCUCCAUCCAAUAUUCCAACUUUAACAGCAAUAUCAACGAGGUAUUGGUAAAUCAGACAUCAGUUCGCACGCUCGUCACUGUUCGUGGAAAUCACACAGUCACUGAUGGUGCCGAUCACGAUCCGUGGCUGCCAUUCGCUGUCAGAUUCUAUCUCUAUGCCAACUCUGCCACCAUCAAAGUGGUGCAUAGCAUCGUUUUUGAUGGAGGCGAGAAGGAUUUCAUCACUGGGCUCGGUAUUCGGUUUGAUGUUCCAUUGAAAGGCGAGGAGUACUACGACCGACACAUCAGGAUCGCUGGCGUGGAUGGCGGCAUCUUUAAUGAGGCGGUUCAGGGAAUAACUGGACUGCGGAGAGAUCCCGGCGAAGAAAUUAGAGCCGCUCAAUUUGCGGGGCAGAAACUAGCAGAUCCAGAGUCUUGGGAUACCCGGGUCACCACUCGGCUGAAAUGGAUCCCAACGUGGGCAGACUAUAGUCUUACUCAGCUCACAGCCGAUGGUUUCGGCCUCAAAAAGAGGACCAAGCCUGGCCAGUCAUGGGUCAAAAUUCCCAGCGGAACCCGUGCUGAAGGCCUUGCUUAUCUAGGAGGUGCUACACAAGGAGGUCUCGCCGUCGGUUUGCGAGAUUUCUGGAAGCGGUACCCGGUUGGGCUUGAUAUUUCCAACGCUGCCUCCGAUACUGGUGAACUCACUUUGUGGUUAUAUAGCCCCGCCGCUGACCCGUUGGACCUGCGGCCCUUCCACGAUGGUUUAGGCCAGGAUGGAUAUGAAGAUCAAUUGGAUGCUCUUGAGAUCACCUACGAGGACUGGGAACCUGGCUUUGAUACACCAUAUGGAAUUGCUCGAACUAGUGAAGUAUACUUGUUCGCAUUUGACCAAACGCCGACAAGUGACAAACUCGCAUCGCUCACUGCGUAUAUAAAUGAUCCCCCAGUGUUGGUUGCGGAGCCAAAGUAUAUCCAUGAAACGCAAGCCCUUGGAGAGUACUGGUCCUUGCCAGGAACUACCAGUCCCGCCGCAACCAUCCUGGAAGAUCGGCUUCGUUUCAUUUUUGACUUCUACAAGGGUCAAAUUGAGCAGCGUCGCUGGUACGGCUUCUUGGACUACGGUGAUUUCAUGCACACAUAUGACCCCGACCGACACACCUGGCGAUACGACAUUGGUGGUUAUGCCUGGGACAACUCGGAGCUGUCUCCAGAUCUCUUCUUCUGGCUUUACUUCCUCCGCACAGGCAGCAAAGAUGCAUACCGGUUUGCCGAGGCCCUAACAAGGCACACAGGUGAAGUCGACGUGUACCAUAUCGGUAACUGGAAAGGACUGGGGACACGUCACGGUGUGCAACACUGGAGUGAUAGCGCGAAACAGGCUCACGAGCGCGUCGGAGAAUUGCUAGAAGAAUUGCUUGACACCGAUAAGACCUACGGGGAGCUUGACCCUCAGAGGAAAGUUCGUACAGAUGGCUGGAAACCUAGUCCAAACUCGACAGUUUCGUUUGGUCUCGGAACUGAUUGGUCGAGUCUUGCUGCAGGAUGGUUGAUUGAAUGGGAACGACGAGGUUCAAGAUGGCAAGAGGCCAAGACAAAGUUGACCAACACGAUCUCAGGAAUAGCAAAUCUGACUAACGGAUUCGUGACCGGCUCAGGGUUGUAUGACCCUGUGACCUGGACAUUGGGCCCUCCCCCGUCUGAUCCGGGCAACCAGGGGAACGUGUCUAUUUCACAUCUAAACGCUGUCUUCGGUCUUCCCGAGGUCGUUUCUGAGGCCAUCGCCUAUCUGGCGGAUGAUAUACCGAAAGGAUUCAAACAAGCCUGGUUGGACUACUGCUACUACUACCAUGCCUCAGCAUCGGAGCAGAAGGAACGAUAUGGAGUAAGCUUCAGCAAGAUAAGUCUUCUUCAAGCGCAUUCAAGGCUGGCAGCGUACGCAGCAUAUGAGACUCAGAACAAAACGCUUGCACUGCGGGCCUGGGAGGACUUUUAUGCCAGCGAUGGACUAUUGCCGGAUGCCCCCUGGAAUAUCACGCAUGUGAACGGAAGUGACGUUUUGAUUCCCGUGGAUGAGGCUGCUUGGUUUGCGACCAACGAUAUCGCCCAGUACGGUCUGGCCGUCAUUCAGAAUUUGGCCUAUGUUCCGGAUUCGCUUGAUGACUACCAAUCAUGA
This is a messenger RNA of Penicillium crustosum, 2733 nucleotides long. Its product is annotated as polysaccharide lyase family 26 protein. The transcript is spliced from 2 exons. Bases 1 to 2733 code for a protein of 910 amino acids. Lineage: Eukaryota; Fungi; Ascomycota; Eurotiomycetes; Eurotiales; Aspergillaceae. The record is from RefSeq and is a predicted model, not a curated record.